Molecule: messenger RNA, 1410 nt
Organism: Zerene cesonia (dogface butterfly)
Lineage: Eukaryota; Metazoa; Arthropoda; Insecta; Lepidoptera; Pieridae
Product: homeobox protein 9-like
Exons: 1
Coding region: 1-1410 (469 amino acids)
Source: RefSeq, a predicted model, not a curated record
AUGUACAACCAGCCGCCUGAUAUGAACAGCAUUGAUAAUUCAAAUGAAAGUGGUAUGACGCCAGUCUUGAUACCGAUAAACAGUUUGGGAUAUCCAAAUCGAAGGUUUCAGUACAAUAGCGGUGAUCCAAUUGUAAAUCAGACACCAUUUGAUAAUGACCCGCCAAGGAAUAUUGUGCCUCGAGAAGCACCUCUUACAAGCAGAUCAUCUAUUGAUUCCAGUGAAGAAGAUAACACUUCGAUCCCCGAAACACUCCAUUUAAGUUCGACAACUACAACAGAAUCAACAACAGUAACGACAGAAUCGACAACAUCGGCUAUAGAUAUAUCAACAACAACAGCGAGUCCUAAUGUGAGUGGUUCUGGGAGGGAUUCAAGUGAAUUACCUGAAGUUGUAGACAAAAAUUAUUUAAGUAAUGCAAAUACAAGCUCACAGGAGAAUAGAAAGAAUCAUGACUUGAACAAACAACCGUCGCGGAAUAUAAAGCGAGAAGCUAAUUCAAAUAACAAGAACGAAGAGAAGUUGUCAAAAGAAUCAGCGAUUAUUAAUAAGCAACCUCAGUCUUAUCCUCUUGUUUUUCCGGAUCACGUAAAUCAAUUCAGGAAGAACGCUGAACAAAAACGAAAACCGAAUGACUUUCCGAAUCGAUUCUCAGAAGGGCCACAAGUAUUAUAUGCCGUUAGCAUUGCACCUUCUCUAACUUCACAAUAUAAUGGUGGAUCUAAUGCGCAUCCAGCAACUAGCAAUGUUCCCAGUCAAUCCAAUGCACCGCUCACGAAUUCACCUAGCUAUAACCAAAAUGCGCAAUACACAAACCAACCGACAUACGUCUGGCAGAAUGCAAAUCAAGCCCUGACAAGCAACAUGCCAAGUACAGUCCAGAACACCAUUGCGCUGCCCAAUCAGAACGGGGGCACAACCCUAUAUUCCGUUGUAAACCUCCCAACAACGAACACCUACGUUCCAAAUCAAGUUCAGUACCCUGCAACUAACAUCAAUGCGGGAAACUAUCAAACUGUGUCCACUAACGGCUUAAACAACGGGUCUCCAUACUACGUGGUGUCACAACCCAACCAAAAUACACAGCAGCAAAACACUGAAGCUGUUUUGCCCUACAAUAACGCACCUAUGACUUACACAGUCGGUUAUGUAUCCAGCAAUGGACAAACGAUUCUGGUACCGAGCAACGCUCAAGUAUAUCAGCUGAGUCCACAGACUAACUAUGUGCCCGAAUCAAAUGGCCAAGACGACGUGAUGACUCUGACUUCAGCUCCAAGUAACACAAUUACUCUGCCAGAAAAUACAGAUACGGUCACCUUAUUAAGUUAUAAGGAUAAGAUAGACUCUAAACCAAAGGAUAAGAAUUCGAAUGACGACUAUGCAGACAGUCCCGAAGUUAAGGCAGACUGA